Zootermopsis nevadensis is the source of this 854-nucleotide messenger RNA. NCBI's taxonomy places the organism in Eukaryota, Metazoa, Arthropoda, Insecta, Blattodea, Termopsidae. The record is from RefSeq and is a predicted model, not a curated record.
CGUGUUCUUGACAGCAUCAAUUCUGAUUUGCUUGCUGGGAUUUCAAGUUAUUGUGGUAAGUUUCUAAGAUGAUGACUUUUAUAAUAGUAAUAAAAUAAUUAUAAUAUCAAUUACAACAAUAAUUUGUAAGACAGUUUGACUAUCGAAACAAUAUUUUCAGUGUAUAAGAAAUUCUUAACAGGCUACCAGCCGUGUCCUUUGUACUGAAAACUGCAUAAGCAUCAGACAUCAUCAGAUUGUUCAGUUAUUCUAAUUACAAACCAAUAAACUACGCACCAUCAUUACAAUUUAUCUCAACAAAUUUAAACUGAGUUUAAGAAAAUGUUCUGAAAAUUACGGAGGAAGUUCUAGAUGUCUAAGGAAAAAGUUAUCAUUUAUUCUGACACCGAUGCUUGAAAGAAAUGUGUAUGAACUAAGCUGAGGAACGAGGUUGCCGCUUACAUCCCUUUUCCUGUACAGAUGCCACCGAGCGGGCUGAUGUUCAUCAGGGUUUUACUCCAUUCGUUAUGCACAGUGUUUGAACUGGGAUUCUUCUGUUGGUACGGGUCUGAAGUCAUGCACAAGAGCGAGCGUGUGUACCAAGACGCAUACGAAUCUGAAUGGCAGGAUCUCUCCAGCGGGGCGAAGCAGUUCAUCUGUAUGAUCAUCAUGAGGGCACAGCGCCCGGCUGCAGUGAGAGCUGGACUCUUCGGGGACAUUUGCCUGCCCACAUUCACCACGCUCCUGAAGAAUGCCUACUCUUACUUGGCGCUCCUGCAGCAACUUCACGGUGGUGGUGCCUGAAAAAGGCAGCCCACUUACUAGAAUCGUGUAGCUGCGAGCACAACACAAAGCUUCUUCACACGUUAACGCCU